Molecule: messenger RNA, 1705 nt
Organism: Alosa sapidissima (American shad)
Lineage: Eukaryota; Metazoa; Chordata; Actinopteri; Clupeiformes; Clupeidae
Product: interferon-induced protein 44-like
Exons: 8
Coding region: 189-1106 (305 amino acids)
Source: RefSeq, a predicted model, not a curated record
UGUCUGUGUAUCCCUUAACUGAGCUCCAAACCACAACUGACAUGCUGACAUUUGUGCAGUCACUGCAUCCUGUUUUUGGAGACAAAAAGAAAAGGUUUCAGAAGAAGUGGAUACCAAAGACAUGCCAAUGAAGUGUUGAUUGCCAGUAUAACAACACAGAGAACUCUCCACCUCAUAAAGAAACAGCCAUGGGAGGAUCAGAAUCCAAGGAGCACCCUCCUCGUCCUCCUGUCUCUUUUCCACUGCUGCCAGAACCCUGGAGGACACUGGACUGGGACACAAAGGAUGAGAUGAUAGACCAUUUAAAGAGAUUUCAAAUCAGCACUCCAGAUGUGAAGCAUCUCCAUAUCCUGGUCCAUGGUCCAGUGGGAGCAGGGAAGUCCAGCUUCAUCAACUCCAUAGACAGCAUCUUUCAGGGGCGAUCGACCAGUGGAGCCAUAGCAGAAGCAUCGGCCGGCCACAGCUUCACAAAGAUUUAUAAAACCCACAAAAUUAAAGCUGGAGAAUACGGAUCCUACUUACCAUUUGUCAUGGGCCUGGAAAGAGGAGAAUUUGAAGGGGUGCAAAUAGAUGACCUCAUGAAAAUAUUGGAGGAUCACAUUAAAGACGGUUAUAUGUUCAACCCAAUAAACCCAUGUGCAGAGGGCGACAAAAGUCACAACAAAGAUCCAAGUCUGAGUGACAGGGUUCACUGUCUGGUCAGCAUCAUUCCAGCAGACAGUGUCCUCUGGUGUGCUGACAGCAAGAACAUAUCACAACAUGCCAUGCGGGAAAAGGACGAAGCCUUCAUCAAAAAGAUCAAAGACGUCAGAGAACGUGCCAGCAAGAUGGGCAUCCCUCAAAUUAUCAUCCUAUCAAAAGUGGAUGAGGCAUGCCCAGAGGUCCACAACAACAUUAAAAUGGUCUACAGAAGCAAAAUGAUCCGUGAGAAGAUGAAACACUGUAGUAAUAACACAGGAGUUCCCCUAAACUGCAUCUUCCCAGUGAAGAACUACCAUGAGGAGAUUCAUCUGAACAACGACAUGGACGUGCUGCUGCUGUCUGCACUGACAAACAUCCUGAACUUCGCCAACGAUCACGUGGCAGAGAUGAAAAUACAAGACUGAAAGUCCCAUUUAAAAAUAUAUACUAUCAUUCCUCUUAUUGAUCUGAUACUACCUCUCUCUGUCUCUCCCGUGCACACACACACAGACACACACACAGACACACACACACUCACAUGCACACGCGCAUACACACACACACACACACACACACACACACACACUUUACAUAAUAACUGAUUUCACUAGUUUUAUUACUGGUUAAAUGUUUAUUUAAAUAUUCAUUUAACCAGGACAAACCAUUUUAAGCAUUAACCCACAGAUUUUUAAAGGGCAUAUAAUCUGUUUAACAUAAUAUGUGACCCUGCAAGGCGAAACCAGUCGCUUUGGUAAAAUUUAGAAAUUUAAGUUAUUGUGCUCAUAUCAUGAAUGGCCAUAAACUAAGCUUUCCAACAAUAUGUAUAUUGAGGGUAUUGCAAGUAUCGCUAAGAUAACCGCAUCCAAAUUUGCCGUUAUAACCCGUAUGUUUGUUUAUCGUGGAUUUUCUCAAAAUAGCACCAUGCGCAAAGCGACUGGUUUCACCUUGCAGGGUCACAUACAGUAUGCAAGGUGUUAGUUAUUACCUCUGGAUUAGUUGAAAUAAAUCAGCCUUUUUACAGUGA